AUGGCAGAAGGCCCCACUUUUUCUGGAUAUAUACUCGGGUAUGGGGCUUCUUCAGAAUCAUUAUAUAAAAUAUUGGAAAAAACCCCAUCUUUCCUAGAUACGUACUCAGGCAACAAAAUAGGUACAAAAAGUAAGUACCUCAAUAUAGAAUCAAGUACCCAGACUGGCACAGAGGGCCAGCACCCCAACAUAGAACCAG
Racocetra persica is the source of this 199-nucleotide messenger RNA. Lineage: Eukaryota; Fungi; Glomeromycota; Glomeromycetes; Diversisporales; Gigasporaceae. The record is from the annotation of a GenBank genome assembly.